Molecule: messenger RNA, 267 nt
Organism: Torulaspora delbrueckii
Lineage: Eukaryota; Fungi; Ascomycota; Saccharomycetes; Saccharomycetales; Saccharomycetaceae
Gene: COA3
Product: Coa3p
Exons: 1
Coding region: 1-267 (88 amino acids)
Biological process (GO): mitochondrial respiratory chain complex IV assembly
Cellular component (GO): mitochondrial inner membrane
Source: RefSeq, a predicted model, not a curated record
AUGGUGUUAGAUCCGUCCAGAUAUCAGGACACAAGAACAUGGAAGAUGACUCCCGCUAUGAUCAGGGCUCGUCAGCCUUUUUUUAGACGUAACAUGAUCGGUCUGGGGCUUCUACUAGGUGUCACAGGUGGUGUGUACUUCUACACUUACAACUUUUUGCAUAGGGAUAACGAUUUUGCAGAUGUGCCUGUUCCACCUAUCAGUGAAGAGGAGCUUGCGCAAUUGAAGAAGGAGUACGAAGUUCUCAAAGCCAACAAAGAAAAGUAA